CGGUGACAGCUAGAGGCAAGGGUGCUUGAUUGUUGUCUGGUCUUUCUUUUUCUUUGGUUGGGUGUGCCCUCUAAUUUACUGUAGAGUUUGACAUGAGAUCGACGACAAUGGAUUUUCUGGUGGCUACUGCAUAACAUUUUUCGUCAGUCUCUCAUCAGUGGCCAGUGGGGAUCCGUCCGGUUUAGUGUAAGGUUACUUCAAUUCAGAAGGUUUUUCUUGACAUUUGUUAGGUUCUUUCAUAAUAUUAGCAGAAAUUCUGUCGUUUUUUCUUAAUUAAAAAAAGAAGAAGAAGAAGGAUAAAAUAAAAUAUUGCACGAUUAUUGAAUAUUGAUUGGCUUGCAAUCCUACCGAGUCAACACAUUGAGAUCUACAGUAAAUAGAGGACUCAAAACAGAGAGCAGGAGGGGGGCUUCCAUCUGCUCGUUCCUGCAGUCUUAAUCAGAAAGACUACGAAGUUUGAGGAGCUGGUGGUGAAAGUGACAGGUUCUUGAUGGAAGCCGCAGAGAAAGGCUUAAAAGGAAGUAGAGUAAGAAUGUCGAAAAAUCGAUCUGGGAAUGAUGGAGGUGAUGAAGUUGUAGUGGUGGUUCAAAGCGAAGAGAUGGAAGAUGAAGCAAAAGGGUCUUGUUCGAAAGGGUUAGAAUCUUCAGCUCCUAAUCAAAUUAGCAAAGUGGAAUUGCAGGUUGGCUCUCAUUCCCCUGAGAUUACAGGAUCCAGCAACGCCCCCAUCCCCAAUGAGACCCUCACUAGGAGAAAGUCAUCUAUUAGUCUUGGUCAACAGUCGAUGCGCAUUGAUUCUGAUAUUCUUGAAGAGGACACUAAUUUAGAGCAGGAUGGUUCCCCCGCAAAUAAAUCAGCAUAUAAAGAGGAGGAGGAGGAGGAGAUUUACGAGAAGGUUAACUCUAGCAGGAAAGUGAACAAGAAAAUGCUGAUGGAGUAUAUUGUUUUCGCGUGCAGUUUGGGUGUUCUAGUAGCCAGCUUUACUGUCGAGAAACUAGAGAAUCUUAAGGUGUGGGGAUUGGAGAUGUGGAAAAUGUGUGUGCUUGUUAUGCUCAUAUUCUGUGGAAUGCUGGUUACGAAUUGUGUUUUGACUCUGUUAGUUUUUGUGAUUGAGAGGAACUUUCUGCUUACGAGGAAGAAGGAGGUGUUGUAUUUGGUUUAUGGAAUGAAAAAGAGUGUUCAGGUUUUCCUGUGGUUCGGUAUGGUGCUUCUCACAUGGCUAUUCUUUUUCAAAUUCAAUCGUGGCAAUGAGAGAUCAAAGACUUCCACCAAGAUUUUGGAUCACAUUACGUGGACUCUUGUUUCGCUGCUUAUUGGUGCCUUUUUGUGGAUGUUAUCAACUUUGUUGUUUAAGACCUUAGCAUCUAAAUUCAUGGCCGUCGCCUAUUUGGAUAGGAUUCAAGAAUCUUUGUUCCAUCAGUACGUUAUUGAGACACUUUCGGGGCCUCCGUUAGUAGAGGAGGAUGCCAAGAUUAGGAGAUCACCCAGCACAGGGUUUGCGAGUCUCAGGAGGAUAAACAAUGUGGAAAAGAAGGUCACUGGUAAGGUGAAUCCUGCAAGGAAGGUUUCAGUUGAGACCAUGGAUACGUUGGUGGGUGCAGUUUCUACUAAAGAUACAGAGAUUAGAAGUGAGUGGGAAGCCAAAGCUGCUGCCUUCAAAAUAUUUCGAAACGUUGCUAAGCAUGGUAACAAGUACAUCGAGGAGGAGGACCUCAUGAGGUUCAUGACUCGGGAAGAGGUGGGUAAUGUAUUUCUACUGUUUGACGGAGCAAUGGAAAACGGCAAAAUUAAAAGAAAAGAUCUACGUAAUUGGAUGGUAAAUGUCUACCAUGAACGCAGAGCAUUAGCUUGUUCUAUGACUGACACCAAAACAGUUCUAAAGCAAUUUGAGAAAUUUUUUACUAGCUUGGUGAUUGUUAUUACCAUCGUAGUGUGGCUACUGUUGGUGGGAAUUGCAAGUACAAACCUAGUUGUUUUCCUCUCAACACAGUUCUUAUUGGCAGCUUUUAUGUUUGGAAACACUUGCAAGAAUGUAUUUGAAGCUAUCGUGUUCAUGUUUGUGACACAUCCAUUUGAUGUUGGUGAUCGCAUUGUUGUUGAUGAUGUUUCGUUGAUGGUUGAAGAGAUGAACGUCUUAACUACCACCUUCUUGAAACCAAAUAAUGAAAAGGUGUACUAUCCAAAUUCAGUUUUGUGCUCCAAAAUCAUCAGCAAUUAUUACAGAAGUCCAGAUAUGGGAGAUACAGUGGAAUUCUCAAUUAUUUUGACACCAGUGGAGAAGAUAGACAUGCUGAGAAAGAGAAUAAAGGAAUACUUGGAGAGCAAACCGCAGCAUUGGCGUCCAGGCCACAGUGUGGUGGUAAUUGAUAUCGAAGAUGUGAAUAAGUUAAAGAUGGCACUCAAUAUUUGUCACACUAUGAACUUUCAAGAAAUUGGUGAAAGGAAUAAACGGUGAACUGAGCUAGUCAUCGAAUUGAUGAGAACUUUGGAAGACCUAAACAUCACAUACAGUCUGCUGCCCCAAGAAGUUCACCUCACUCAAAAAUAAAGCAGAUGCAACCGUUUCCUUCAAGAGAUGAAAGCCAAUCCCAUCGAUGAACGUUACAACUUACAAGGUCAUUCAGUGAAGGUUCCAAAAUAAAUAGCCUAGAGGGAUAUAUUGAUUGAUGAAGUUCCAUUUCUGUUAUACUGUAAGCAACUGUUCAAGUUUUCAUAGGAAUUGCUUAGAAGUCCUAAAUCCCACGUCAAGAGCAUGAAGUAUAUCUGUGUGUCUCAUCUGAAUAUGAAACGUAGAAGGCUUUUGGUAUGGAUAUAAAGUUGUGAUUUGUGAAAGUGAUACUGUUACAUACUGCUUAAUCGGCGGGUUAAUGUUA
This is a messenger RNA of Rosa rugosa (rugosa rose), 2870 nucleotides long. RefSeq names its product mechanosensitive ion channel protein 10-like. The record is from RefSeq and is a predicted model, not a curated record. Gene Ontology annotation, molecular function: mechanosensitive monoatomic ion channel activity. The coding region runs from base 491 to 2452 and encodes 653 amino acids. NCBI's taxonomy places the organism in Eukaryota, Viridiplantae, Streptophyta, Magnoliopsida, Rosales, Rosaceae. Gene Ontology annotation, cellular component: plasma membrane. The transcript is spliced from 6 exons. Gene Ontology annotation, biological process: detection of mechanical stimulus; transmembrane transport; monoatomic anion transport.